CACAAGGACAAAUACCAAAUACCAGAGAUGAAACACUCAAUAUUUCAAUGGCUUCUAAUACUUUGUAUGACAGUGGUUUUGGCCGUCUCUCAGGCUGCUGCUACUUUGAUCGACAUACCGAGUCUGAGUCCAACUAGGGGAGUCAUCCUGGAACAACCAGAGAUUUUGAAAACAUGGAGUUCCGAGGAAUUCCAGACAUUUUACUACAACCAGACGCUGGAUCACUUCAACUAUAGGCCUGAAAGCUACACCAAAUUUCAACAAAGAUACGUGAUGAAUUUCCAGUACUGGGGUGGACCAAAUGCCCCCAUUCUGGCCUAUCUUGGAGCUGAAUCGUCUAUUGACAGUGAUCUCGCCGUCGUCGGAUUUCUCAACGACACUGCCCCCCGGUUUAAGGCUCUCCAAGUAUUCAUAGAGCAUCGUUAUUAUGGGCAAUCAAUCCCAUUUGGGUCAAGAGAAGAAGUCAUGAAAAACGCAAGCACUCGUGGAUAUUUCAGCUCGGCACAAGCCAUAGCAGAUUAUGCACAAAUCCUCUUACAUAUAAAGAAAGAGUGGCAUGCCCAACAUUCCCCAGUCAUCGUUAUAGGAGGCUCAUACGGAGGAAUGCUUGCUUCGUGGUUCCGGCUAAAAUACCCUCAUAUUGCCAUUGGAGCUUUGGCCUCAUCGGCCCCCAUCCUUUACUUUGACAAUAUCACACUGAUACCGCCCGGUGGAUAUUAUUCCGUUGUCACAAAAGACUUUAAGGAAGCUAGCGAAACAUGUUACCAAACAAUAAGAAAUUCGUGGUCAGUGAUUGAUGAUGUUGCUUCACAGCCUCAUGGUCUUGCUAACCUCAGCCGAAAGUUCAAAACUUGCAAACCGUUGGAGGAAGCUGCUGAGCUGAAGGACUAUCUGGACAGUAUGUAUACCAGAGCGGCUCAAUAUAAUCAGCCUCCAAGAUAUCCCGUUACUGUCAUCUGCGGGGGCAUUGACGGAGCUGCUAAUUCCUCUUCUGGAAAUGAGGAUGAUAUUCUAAACAAAAUAUUUGCUGGUGUGGUUGCUUAUAGAGUGAAUCAAACAUGCUAUGUGAAUCCGCCAAGAAACGUAUCCGAAACAGAUAUUGGCUGGCGAUGGCAGACAUGCAGUGAGAUGGUGAUUCCUAUAGGGAUUGGCAACGACACCAUGUUUCCUCCAUCACCAUUUAAUUUAAGCAGCUUCGAGAACGAAUGCAAGGGUAGAUAUGGAGUUCCUCCUCGGCCUCAUUGGAUUACUUCUUAUUACGGAGGCCAUGACAUAAAGUUUAUUCUUCAGAGAUUUGGCAGCAACAUCAUCUUCUCGAACGGGCUUAGAGAUCCUUAUAGUAGUGGAGGGGUAUUGGAGAACAUAUCCAAAAGUAUCGUUGCUGUUAAAACGAAAAAUGGAUCUCACUGCUUGGACAUACUUCCAGCAUCAGAAACUGAUCCACAAUGGUUGGUGGAGCAGCGAGCAACAGAGGUCAAGAUCAUCCAACAAUGGCUUGCUAACUACUUUGCAGACCUUAGAGCAUUAAUCAAACAUUAAUACAUGUCAUUAUAUUUAUUAGUAGGAGUUUGAUUCACUUCCGUAUAUAUCUUAAGUACUAUAUAUUCUCAAUCAAGGCAUAAUUAAUUUCUCUCUUUUUGAUCAAUAAAAGAAAAUUUAUAUU
This is a messenger RNA of Rubroshorea leprosula, 1663 nucleotides long. The record is from the annotation of a GenBank genome assembly. Lineage: Eukaryota; Viridiplantae; Streptophyta; Magnoliopsida; Malvales; Dipterocarpaceae.